This is a messenger RNA of Lemur catta (Ring-tailed lemur), 1278 nucleotides long. It is a transcript of the gene TIMP4, whose product is annotated as TIMP metallopeptidase inhibitor 4. Gene Ontology annotation, biological process: negative regulation of endopeptidase activity; negative regulation of membrane protein ectodomain proteolysis. The transcript is spliced from 5 exons. The record is from RefSeq and is a predicted model, not a curated record. Gene Ontology annotation, cellular component: extracellular matrix. Lineage: Eukaryota; Metazoa; Chordata; Mammalia; Primates; Lemuridae. Gene Ontology annotation, molecular function: metalloendopeptidase inhibitor activity; protease binding. The coding region runs from base 66 to 740 and encodes 224 amino acids.
GUCAGUCCUGGAGGGGCUGUUUGGCCCGACAGACCCCACAGGCUCGGUCGGGGCUCUGCAGUGUCAUGCCCGGGAGCCCCUGGACCGCGCCGAGCUGGGCGCUGUUGCUGCGGCUGCUGGCGCUGCUGCGGCCCCCGGGGCUGGGCGAGGCGUGCAGCUGCGCCCCCGCGCACCCCCAGCAGCACGUCUGCCGCUCGGCGCUGGUGAUUCGGGCCAAAAUCUCCAGUGAGAAGGUAGUUCCUGCCAGCGCAGAUCCUGCUGACACUCAAAAAAUGCUCCAGUAUGGAAUCAAACAGAUUAAGAUGUUCAAAGGGUUUGAGAAAGUCAAGGAUGUACAGUAUAUCUAUACACCUUUUGACUCUUCCCUCUGUGGUGUGAAACUAGAAGCCAACAGCCAGAAGCAGUAUCUCUUGACUGGUCAGGUCCUCAGUGAUGGAAAAGUCUUCAUCCAUCUGUGCAACUACAUCGAGCCCUGGGAGGACCUGUCCUUGUUGCAGAGGGAAAGUCUGAAUCAUCACUACCAUCUGAACUGUGGCUGCCAAAUCACCACCUGCUAUACAGUUCCCUGUCCCAUCUCAGCCCCCAACGAGUGCCUCUGGACAGACUGGCUGUUGGAACGAAAGCUCUACGGGUACCAGGCCCAGCAUUAUGUCUGCAUGAAGCAUGUUGAUGGCACCUGCAGCUGGUACCGGGGUCACCUGCCCCUGAGGAAGGAGUUUGUUGACAUCAUCCAACCCUAGUAAGGACCAGUGACCACCACAUCCCUUCAAGAGUCCUGGAGAUCAAGCCGGUUCUCCUUCACUGCAGAGCUCUGGCCAUCACCACCUGCCCCAUUGCUGCCAGCCAAUGGGAAGUACUAAGUGGACAGUGUGGCCAGUGGCAGGGCAGGGAUGGGGCAUGUUACAGCUUGUGUCCAAGACCCCAGCCCAGAAUCUGUCAAGGGCUAGGGAAGGCAACAUGACUUUUCUAUCUUGCCUUCAACCCAUCUCCUCUGCUUCCCAAACCCCAUUAGUGUAGCCUUGUACAUAUUACUGAAAGCGUUUAUUCUGGCUUAGUUUGUUUUCCAAAGCCAGGACUAUUUCCUUUUAUCCCCAGGAAAAAAUGUUUUCCUUUUGCCUUAACUGAUCUGAUAGGGGAGAAAUGGUGAAUGUUAUGCAUAUGAGAUGGUAUAUCCUUGUGAUGUAUAACACCAGAAGAUGGGUUGACUGUGUCACAAACAGGCUGACUGGCAGGAAUGAAAAGACAACAUACUAUGGCUCUAUUCCUCCUGUCUCAACU